CAUAGAUGGCCUGCGAUGAGUUUAAGAUUUAAGAUUUUUUUAAGAUUUGAGAUUGAGAUAAGAUUUGAUAGUUAAGAUUUUUUAAGAUAUGAGAUUGAAAUAAGAUUUGAGAUUGGAAUAGGAUUUGAUAGAUCAUCUUAGAUCGAUUUAAGAUUUCUUAAGAUUUGAGAUCGAGGCAGGAAGAUUUAAGAUUCAGACUGUGACUCAGAUUGAGAUUUGAGUUGAAGUUGAGUUAUUAAAUUUGAAUUAUUCAUGGAGUUGAACUAUUCAAUUUGAACUAUUCGCGAAAUUGAACUAUUCAAUUUGAACUAUUCACAAAAUUGAACUAUUCAAUUUGAACUAUUCACGGAAUUGAACUAUUCGUGAGUCUUGCGAUAAAAUUGUAGAUAUGACUAUCAAUAUAUGAUAACCUUUGCUUUAUCGUUGUUGAUGUUGAUUGAUUCUGGUGUUGCUGAACGAAGGAACUUGUCAAAAGAGACCGUGCACUAGAUUGCAGUUCUUGCGUUUUCGCAUAUCCGCGCCGUUCUGACAAAGGAAACAAGGUGCAAGCUGCUGCGCGACAGGCACGGGCUGCCAGGCUGCGACCUGGCUGCAGUCGCAGACUGGCUGUCAGGCUGCUCGCUCCAGGCCGCGCGCGGCCUGCGAGGUUUGGUGAUGAAAAAUUUGUGUCUGGAUCGCGAUAAGUUUGCGAGCGAAAAACUUGAACCUUUCUCCUGUUUCAAAUACAAAAAGUUCUUGGCUGACAUGAGAAAACUCGUGCGCAAAAUGUGCGGACUCUGUAGGCGAUUGAAAUGUAAACGCACAAAAACUUUGGCGUUCAAAAAAGCUGCUGCUUACGGAAAUUACGGCGCUUAGAUGCAUUCGAAAAUUAUCCGGUGCAAAGAGAAAAGCAAAGUACGACAGGGCGGCGGCCAGCUGGCGGAAAAGAUUGCAGGGACCUCCGCGUGCAGCGGUGGCUGCGGCCGCCGCCUUCGAGAUCGGCCGGGCCGUGUCCGGCCGCUGGCACUGUGCGCGGGGCGGCCGCGCGGCGUGAGGCCGACGCGGCUAGCUUUUGGUUUUUCGAAACUCAGCGGCCGCCGCUAGUGCUUUGCGCCCCGGAGAGUUUCUUUGGCCGCGGCCCGCGCCCCCGCUCGGUUUUUUACGUGAGGCAGUCACCGCCGACCUGCCCGGGCCCGUGAGUGUUUUGGCGCCCCCCAGUCCUGGGGGCGGUGUUUUGUCCUUUUUUCCUAAGUGAGCUGUUGCCGGCUAUCUGGGUGCCUAGCUGCCGGGGACGACGCAAAGAAGCUUCCUGGGAGGGCCGCGGAGCGAGAGAGAGAGAGAGAGAGAGAGUGAGACGCCGAAGAGCCGGGGCGGUCUUGUGCCGAAUGUGCCGCGAUCGGGGCCGCGGUAGCUAGGUUCCUUCUGGGCCCCGGGCCCCCGCCAGCUUCAUGGCCUCCCCCCCGAGCUGCCGACGCUGCUGUGCUGUUUUUGUAUCGCCCGCCCCCCUUUUGGAUUUAUGCAACCCAACAGGGCCCCACGGUAGGAGGACGAGGAGUCAUAGAACGCAUUGGCGCUCGUCUUAGUCUUGUUGCCGCCUCACAAACUUCAAUCAAUCACUGAGCACGGAGGAAAAUAAGUAUUUAAAAACUUGCAGAUGAGCGCGUGUGGGUUGGAAACGAUGGCAAGCAUGCCGUUUUCACGCCGACCAGGCGUGGCAAGCCCUACAGGCCUAUCUUCUCCGAGCAGAGCGGGGACGCAGGUAAAAUUGUCUGUUAGCGUAGCUACCGCGAGCGUCUACCCGCUUUCUUGGGGUGUGUAAUUUUGAUUUUUUAGUAUGAAGAAAAGAUAGAAGAAAAAAAGUGUGUAAGUGUAACUGUAUCACAAAUUCGUAUUUGCAUUACAGGAAAAACCUGUCAUGCGCAGCUAGUACGUGAAAACACGCAUUUUCAUUUUUGUUAAGAGACUUUCGCGGAAUACAGAUCACAACCGCCGCGCCGAGCUGGACGAAAAAGAGCGUGUCCUUGCCCUUUUUCGGAAAGGGCGCAAUGACAAUCCAGAUGCGGGGGUGUACUACAUGUCCAAAGACGGAAAGCGCACCAGGUGGGAGCAUGCCUCAGCAUUUUUUCAGCGGCGCCAAGACCAAGCCAACAGCGCCGCUAAGACCUUCCCGCAGCAUUCCUUCACCAGCAAGACGACCGCAGUCCAAGCGCUUCCCGAAGACCAGGACACCGAUGCCCCGUCGCAAGACGAGCUGCCGCUCGACGAGGCCAGCCGCUGACUUCUGUCUGAUCUUUUCGUUUGCGCUCCUGCGAAGUUUGAUCAUGAAACGAGGACAAGCUCGAUGACAAGCAGGGAAGAUACAACUAAGGCUGUUCGAAGCUAGCAGGUACUAGACCUGAGUUUGUAUAAUUUGUAGUGCGAAUAAAGUUAUUCCCAUCAAAAAAUGUUUCCAAGUUCAUCAUAAUUUCCUUGUCUCUAAUGCAUGGCGCCCCUGGUUGAACUUGAAAGACAACUCAAACGAGUGAAAAACAGUAUAGAAAAAGAAAUCGGAAUCGCAAAAUAUAUAACAGAUCUAUUCGCCCGUCUCGCGUCACAUCUUCAGCUGCAGCGUAAUUGCUGUCAAUUUCCUACCCCUGCAAAAGAUAAAAACCACAUACAUUGGAACUCUUUCAAGUUGUACAGAAUUAGAUCGCCUAUCCAUCGCAAAUGCGUCUGGAUCUCGAAAGCUGUGAUGCGAAUGAGAUGUGACUGAUAAGAAAGCACCCUCGAAGAAUAAUAGGUAUGUAUGACAAGAAGUUUGCGAGCAGCGACCACGUCUUCGGUAAAUCGCAUGAUAAAGGGCCUUGUUGCAUGAUAAACGGUCGAGGGCCAGGAUGACACCGUGAGGACGACCGCAGGGGGUCUGUCUCAACGAAGAAGAAGACGGCAAAUAUAUUGGGCUCUAGCUCAACGCGCAUGACAGUUCUUCUGUUUCUCUUGCAAGCUAGCCUUGCAAUUUUCCAGACCCAGACACGUUUGCGAUGGCAAUGCAUAUCCCUCCAGCAGCAAGGCGAUGGCGAGUGCAGCUCAUCAGUUUUCAGUUUGUGAAAUAUCACCAGACAAUUGAAAGUUUGAAAGUUAGCGCUAAGAACGUUGAUUGCACUCAGUUCGGCACAGUCGUGUCUGUAUGAUUUGUUUCAGUUUUUAAAAGGUGAAGUUGUACUGCAAUCAUGAGUAUUUACUGCUAAGCUUUUUCGAAAUGCUACAUUCCGUUCGAGAUGUUGAUGUUGAAAUUCGACUUCUAUUGAAAGCCCAAUGAGAAAUGCAAAAUAGAAAAUUGCGCCAUCCUCUUGAUGCGUGCCUGAUAAAAUUUUUUCUGGAUCGUUUCUGUUGAUUUGUACUCUACUUUCGAAUUUGAGCUUCGCCGCGAAACUUUCGCACCAGACACUGUACAACAUCAAAAGCAGCAGCUGCGUCGACAACUCUUACUACGACUUCUGUGCUUACACCAAUGUAAUUGCGCACACCCAUGUGGAUUUCAAAUUCAAUUUUUGCCAGUACACGAACUAUGUCUACUGGUACCACUGUACUAAAUAGAACCACGGACCGUUUAUAGCAAGGAAAACGAGCUAUGACUUUGACCGCAAGGAAAACGGGAAAACCCCAAGUGCCUGUCAGUCUUUUACUGGCAAUUCCCGGUCGUAGUUGUAACAGUUCAACAUCAUCUUCAGCACUUUGU
Messenger RNA from Amoebophrya sp. A120, 3697 nucleotides. Lineage: Eukaryota; Dinophyceae; Syndiniales; Amoebophryaceae. The record is from the annotation of a GenBank genome assembly.